Messenger RNA from Drosophila mauritiana, 3969 nucleotides. RefSeq names its product zinc finger protein swm (gene swm). Bases 369 to 3557 code for a protein of 1062 amino acids. The transcript has 6 exons. The record is from RefSeq and is a predicted model, not a curated record. Lineage: Eukaryota; Metazoa; Arthropoda; Insecta; Diptera; Drosophilidae. Gene Ontology annotation, cellular component: nucleus. Gene Ontology annotation, biological process: mRNA processing. Gene Ontology annotation, molecular function: RNA binding; metal ion binding.
UAUAUCGACUACGCAGCCUAGACUCGUCAAAAGCAACCUUGCAACAGGAAAAGUGCAGUGAAAAAUACAAAAAUAGCUGUUCAAACCACAAUUUGUUGUACAAAUCUUAUUAAUAAGUUAUAUUUAAGCCUUGAGAGAUUAAAAGCAGAAGCAACGACGGUAACAGGAAGUAAGAAGUUCGCCCAAAUCGCAGCAGCACAGUCGCCAGAGCGACAGAGGUCAUAUUAAAAAUAAUUUUUCGGGCGUGUGUGCCCCCCGAGCACGAUUAACCCCCCACCCAGAUUAGCGCAGACCAACGCAAGAAGCCCCCAACCAAAAAACAAAAACAACAGCAGCAGCAGCAAGCAGUAGGAACAACCCGCCUUAGCAUGAUUCUGGAGAAUUCGGACAAGCUCAAGGAUUGGCUGAGCGUGGUCCUGGAGCCACUCUGCGAUGCGGACUCCUCGGCCUUGGCGCGCUAUGUCAUCGCGCUGCUCAAGAAGGACAAAUCGGAUAAAGACCUUAAGCGGAUCAUGAUCGAGCAGCUCGAUGUUUUCCUGUCCGAGGAGACGACGCGUUUCGUGGAACGCCUCUUCAAUGCCAUUGCCAGCGAGGAAUACCUGACGGUCCCUGCUGCCCCUCUAAUAACGGCCUCCAGUGCAUCCACCGCUGAGCUAACACUUGACCAGGAUCUGGCCCUGGUCAUUGAUGGGCCCCAGGACGACAUCGAAGCGGUUUUGAUUGCCGAUUCCCCUCCACCGCCUCCUAAAGAUAAUGUGAUAAAACCCGAUAGCAAUCAGGUCAAGUUAGAGCAGGCCAGUCAAGAUGCCAGGGAAGCCGAGGCCCUAGCCUUUAUCAGCCAGGAAGCCGGCACUGCCAUGCACGCCCCUACAGAUGCCAAGCCAGCCUUUGAUCAGCACAAAACCAAAGACUCCCACAAUCAACAGUCCGCCUCCAACUACCAACACCAUCAUGUGCGCAGUGCCAGCCCACCGGGCAGAAGCAGCGGCGUCAGCGGAAGUGGAGGAGGUGGUCCCGGCGGAGCAGGUCUUGCGGCGGGUUAUGCUGACAAGGAAAACCAGCCGCGUGACAGUCGACGACGACGUGCUUCCCUACGAUCCCGUUCCCGCUCCCGAUCGCGUUCGAACGAGCGCGCUUUUCGGCGGUCCAGGUCACGCGACCGACGGGUGAACGAACGCGAGAAAACUCAACGCCAAUUCCGUAACAAAUCUCCACCAGGCUCGCAGACCGACAAUCGCCAUCAUGGUCGGCGCAACUUUGAUCGCCGGCGCAUCGGUGGUAACGCGGAUGAUCGUCCUCGAUUUGGCAACAAGAGCCGGCGCUCUCACAGUCGCUCAAUGUCGCCGGAACGAAACGCACGGCGCAACCAGAACUCCCCGGACCGAGUACAAGCAGCCCAAGCUAACCAAAUUCCCGCUCCAGUGGCGCCGCCAGCGCCCGUUGAGCAUCCGGCUUCCCAUCCUCGUCAGCGCUGCCGGGACUUUGACGAGAAGGGCUAUUGUGUCAGGGGUGAAACAUGUCCUUGGGACCACGGCGUCAAUCCGGUAGUGUUCGAGGGCAUCAACAACUCGGACCUCAUGAUGUCAAUGCGCGAGUACAAUCCGGAUGCGCCAGAAAUAUGGGCGAGGAGCGGAGUUCCGCCACCAGGAGCUGGUCAGGGACCAGUGCCUCCACCAACGCAACCAGGACAGACCACCAUUAACCCCUUCAGCGGUAAUGUGCGACCAAGCACGCUGAUGAGCGGCUCUGGGCCCAAUCCGAUGGGCGUUCCCAAUCCCGCUGACUACGCGCGCAAUCCGGGCGCUCCGCCGCAGGCGGCCAUGAUGCCAUUCCCUUUCAAUCCCACUGCGGUGACCACUCCGUUGCAGCGGCAGCUGAUACCUAUUCCCGUGGUUGACGGCGCUCCCACGGGAGGCGUUGCUGAGGUUGGUAAGCGACGUUUCGAACUGGAGGAUACAGUGGCCAUUGCCGAUGUGCCAACGAAGCGAAAGGUGCCGAUCAACAGUCGUCUUGGCCCGCGCGUCAAUCCCAACAUGCAGCAGCAUAACAGUUCGCUGGAGCUGAGGAAGGUACCGCGCGGACUAAACACCAUCGCUCAUUUGAACAACCACUUUGCUAAGUUCGGCAAGAUCGUUAACAUUCAGGUUUCGUACGAAGGCGAUCCAGAGGCAGCUAUCGUGACUUUCUCCACACAUGCUGAAGCAAAUGUGGCCUACAGGAGCACGGAGGCGGUGCUGAACAACCGAUUUAUUAAGGUCUUCUGGCACAACGACAGCAGCGUAGCGGAUGUGGGACAGAUGAACCAGAUGGGCGGUGGUGGAGGAGGCGGUGGACGGAAGAACGCCAGCCAGUACCAUCUGCAUAACGUUCCGGCAGUGCCAACACCCAAUGCGGAUGGUGCGAAGAUCAGCAAUGCUAAUCCUUUAACUGAGGCGGGAGCUGGUAAUAUUGGCACCGCUGCCACGGAACAGGCCAACACAGCGGCUCCGGCAUCAAUGCGUCUCAAGCUAAAUACAACGACAGCUGGCGGCUCAGCUGGAGGAGCAGCUGGUGCGGGAGCACCGGGAUCAGGUCGUCCCUUGAACCCUGCUGCCAAUGCCGCUAGCAUACGCAAGAAGCAGGAGGAGCAGCAGAAAGCAGUUCACCAACUGGCUAACGGGUUGCGCAAACGCAAACAAGAAUUGCUCCAGAGCUAUAUGAAGCAGAUGAAGACUGCUCUGGAACUGGUGGAGAGAAUGGACCAGCAGGAUUCUCAGAGGGCCCCUACUCUGCAGACAAUAAAGGUGCUGCAGAUGACAAUCGACAAACUUCGAAAGGAAAUCAAGGCCGACCAGGAUCAGUUGCAAGCGCAAAUACAGCAACAACAGCAGCAGCAACAGCCGCCCGUCAAGAAGACCAAGGAGCAGCAGAAGAAGGAAUUGCUCGACAUGGAGCUAGAGCUAAUCGCCCAGCAACAGGAGGGCAACGACACUACAGCCAUACAGAAACGAUUGGAGGAGUUACAACGCAAUCUAGGUGUUGGCUCAGCUGCGAAUAACAAGUCUACCCACUAUGCAGCUGCUUCCGGCGCACCCGGUGGCGGUGCAGGACGCAAGCGUCCGAAUCUGCCGGAGGGACCCACUCGCGUCGAUAGGCGACCAAAGGCCAUUGUGGUCACUGGCUUUGCGGCCGAAGAGGCAGACUUUGUCCUGGGUCACUUUAAGAACUUCGGCGAGAUUUCUAAGCAUGAUGUAGACCGUGAGAUUCCACAGUUAAUACUCUCAUACGCAACCCGUCUCAACGCCGAACAGGCUGUGCUCCGGGGCAAAAUGUACAAAGACAAGCGCCUGCAGAUCUCGUGGGCUCCCGUGGUGACACCCGCUCCAGCUCCAAUGGCCGCCCCUGUUGAGAAGUCCACUGCACCCGGUGCCAUGCCUGUUAGCCUAGAGAACCCCAAACAAUUAAUCCAGUCCGUCAGUGAGAGCGAGAGUCUGUUAGGCAGCGGCACGCUGCCGGAGCUGCGCCUGGAAGAUGAGGAGGAGGAUGAGGAGUCCGAGGAUCGCUCCUGGCGUCGUUGAUGCAUCGCCCUGCGCUGCUGAGGCGCCCGGGAAAGUUCCGUGGGGCUCACAAGUGUUAGGAAACCCUUAACAUGUAUUUGUUGUUAUUCUAUAUCUAACUGCUGAGUGUGUGGCAGUGCUGAGAAUGAACGAGCACUUUGCACACUUCAAUUAAACGCUCUAAAUAUUACUAAUAUUUUACUGAACAUAAGUUAUGAAUCGCCUAAAAAUACGAAUGAGUUUAGCUAAACCUAAGUCCGAAAUAACAACACUGAAACUACAACUUCAACAGCGAAAUGCAACCAAACUCCAAGGCUCGAUGCGAAAAAGCGCGAGACAAAACAUUGGUUAAAGAUCGUGAACUACCUUUGUAUUUACACAUUUUUCACUCUAUCCUUUUCUUAUAUACAAAUAUAUAUACGCGGAUAUAUAA